AUGUCAGAUGCUGCCAUGAACACCAGCUCCGAGAUCACCACCAAGGACUUGAAGGAGAAGAAGGAGGUCGUGGAGGAGGCAGAGAACGGCAGAGACGCCCUCGAGAAUGGGAACGCUAACGAGGAGAACGGCGAGCAGGAGGCCGACAACGAGGUAGAUGAGGAAGAGGAGGAAGGCGGGGAGGAGGAGGAGGAGGAGGAGGAGGAGGAAGAAGGUGAUGGUGAGGAAGAGGAUGGAGACGAGGAUGAGGAGGCAGAGGCAGCUACGGGCAAGCGGGCAGCUGAGGACGACGAGGACGACGAUGUGGAUACCAAGAAGCAGAAGACCGACGAGGAUGACUAGACAGCAAAAAAGGAAAAGUUAACUAAAAAAAUGCCACCGUGACCUAUUCACCCUCCAC
Molecule: messenger RNA, 400 nt
Organism: Octodon degus (degu)
Lineage: Eukaryota; Metazoa; Chordata; Mammalia; Rodentia; Octodontidae
Product: prothymosin alpha-like
Exons: 1
Coding region: 1-342 (113 amino acids)
Biological process (GO): positive regulation of transcription by RNA polymerase II; negative regulation of apoptotic process
Cellular component (GO): nucleus
Molecular function (GO): histone binding
Source: RefSeq, a predicted model, not a curated record